AUGCUGUGGGCAUGUUUUGCAAGAGCUCUCGCUGCCUUCGGUGACUGCAGUGACAAUAUACUUACGUAGUUCAGUCUCUUAUUUCCUUUAGAAUAUGCAGCAAUAAACUCCAUGCUGGACCAGAUCAACUCCUGCUUGGAUCACCUGGAGGAGAAGAAUGAUUAUCUACAUGCCUGCUUGAAAGAGCUGCUGGAGUCCAUCCGCCAGACCCGCCUGGAGUUCCAGCAGCAGAGCGAGCAGCAGAACAUGGAAGCUGAUGUGCAGGGAUCACAGCCUCCGGUUUAG
Molecule: messenger RNA, 285 nt
Organism: Opisthocomus hoazin
Lineage: Eukaryota; Metazoa; Chordata; Aves; Opisthocomiformes; Opisthocomidae
Source: RefSeq, a predicted model, not a curated record